UCUAAGUUCACCAACAUACAUCCGCAGUUCUCAGAUGGCACGAUCUAAUUCUCGUCUCUAGAAAUAUCCAAUCCUACUAUACGCACCUCACAAAUACGCCGGACUUUGGCGCUACAAAAACACUACCUCCAUUUUCCAAACAAUGUCGCUCAUUACCGGUGAUAUCUGUCUCACGAGGCUUUGGGAGGACUCCCAGACACCUGGUAAUGAAGGAGCUGUGGUCAGGCUGUGGAGCCAUCUGUUCAUGAAACAUCUCUUCUCCGGAAAAGACUGGGUUGUAUUCUAUAGGCCCACGCCAGAUGAUUGUCCCCGUCAACGACUGGAUAUUACUAUAGAGCUUUAUAAUAUACGUGAUGCCAAUUUCGAUGUCGAUUGUCGAUGUCGAUGUUGACGUCGAUAUGAUGACAUUUUGCAUUUAUGAACCUGUGGCGAUGGAUCCCAGUCUUCAGGAUCUUGAUGGGCUUAUGAGACAUGCAUUCACAGUCUGUAUGGCCUAUCUUCUAAGUCACCAUAAUUUGUCAAAGGUGUACGCGUUCACGGCAUUUGGUACUAAGUGUAGAGUAUGGUCUUGCUCAAAGGAGGAUGAAUGGCUGGAGCCGCUGUUUGGCUCGGUGGAUGGGUCUGAUUCUCGAGGUUACGUUGAUAUCCACUCGCCUGAGGCUUUCCGGAUCAAUGGAGAAUGA
This is a messenger RNA of Aspergillus eucalypticola CBS 122712, 683 nucleotides long. RefSeq lists its product as uncharacterized. The transcript is spliced from 2 exons. The coding region runs from base 354 to 683 and encodes 109 amino acids. The record is from RefSeq and is a predicted model, not a curated record. Lineage: Eukaryota; Fungi; Ascomycota; Eurotiomycetes; Eurotiales; Aspergillaceae.